GCCGUUCCAUGCAGAAUCAUCGAGGUUGACACAUCGAACACUGCUAGUUUACUGAGUGACGAAUAUACAAAUAUUUAUCAGCGAUGGGAGGCAGUCGGAAGUCCGCGACAACACAGGCACAGACGACGUUUGGUGAAGACCGGGGUCCAUUGCGUGUCGGGCAAGAAGGUCGCGGUGAAGAUUAUCAAUCGCGAAAAGCUAUCUGAGAGUGUCCUUCAGAAAGUCGAACGAGAAAUUGCUAUCAUGAAGCUGAUUGAACACCCGCAUGUCUUAGGACUUUAUGACGUGUAUGAAAAUUCAAAAUAUCUCUACCUGAUUUUGGAACAUGUAUCCGGCGGGGAGCUAUUUGACUACUUGGUGAAAAAGGGUCGCCUCACACCGAAAGAAGCGCGACGAUUUUUCCGGCAAAUCAUUUCUGCCCUCGAUUUCUGCCACUCGCAUUCGAUAUGCCACCGGGACUUGAAACCUGAAAAUCUACUUUUAGACGAGAAGAAUAACAUAAAAAUCGCUGAUUUUGGGAUGGCUUCGUUACAAAUGGAUGGCUCGAUGUUGGAAACUUCGUGUGGGUCACCGCAUUAUGCUUGUCCAGAAGUGAUACGGGGAGAUAAAUACGACGGUCGGAAAGCAGACGUCUGGAGUUGCGGAGUGAUCCUCUACGCCCUGCUGGUGGGUGCCCUUCCGUUCGAUGACGAUAACCUGCGUCAGCUGCUCGAGAAGGUGAAGCGCGGGGUAUUUCACAUACCGCACUUCGUGUCGCCCGACUGCCAGGACCUGCUGCGUGCGAUGAUUCAUGUUAGUCCUGAAAAGCGAUUCUCACUGGCACAGAUCAUGCGCCACCAGUGGGUUACAGCAGGCAGCAAGGUAGAAUUGGAGAACGAGCUGCCGAUGAAGGAGGUUGUGCAGACGCACAUUGUGCCUUCUUCCGACGAACUGGAUCCCGAUGUCCUCGGAUGCAUGUCCUCGCUCGGCUGCUUCAAAGACCGUAACAAACUUGUCAACGACCUCCUGUCGCCAUGCCACAACAACGAGAAAGUCAUAUAUUUUCUGCUAUUAGACCGAAAAAAUCGACGCCCCGCGUAUGAAGAUGAGACUGAAGUCAUCAUCAGAAAUCGUUCCGAAUCAGCUGACCCCCCUCGCAAGCGAGUGGACCAGGCCCCUACCUACUCGCGUAUCAACGGAUGCUACGAAAAUAUGAUGCUCAGCGAAGGCUCGCCUGUCACAGGCAGACGGUAUUUUCCGGCUGCCAUGGGAUCUCGACGAAGCUCGACCACUUCCCUCACAGGGAUGUCGCCUCAGCUGUCACCAUCGAACCGGUGUGGCUCACCUCGUAUCCUUCAUGAUCAGCAGAAUAACGGCCACGGGGCUCACCCGCAUUCGCCCCUGUUGGGCCACACAUCGCUGGGCCACGCUACCGGCCACGGAAGUCAUACCGGUCUUCCUGGGCACGGUGGCUUGCCAUCACACGGGCCUCAUGAGCUCAACAAGGGCACCACGCCACCGGGCUCGCCUGGAACACCCUAUUGGCGAAACAGGAUACAUAAUACCAUCAAGAACUCGUUCCUCAUGGGAUCCCCUAGAUUUCAUCGACGAAGCAAGAUGGCCCAACCACCGUCGGGCGGGCUGACGCCCGAGUCGUCUCCCGAGUUAUCAAAGAGAUCGUGGUUUGGGGGCUUCUUGACCCCAAUGACAGCGGGCUCGCCGUUAAUGGGCGAGCGGAAGAGGAGCGCCACGUCCGCGGAAGAUAGCCGGACCACUAUCGUUAUACAAAACCGACAGCUCAGUUCUCUCAAAGCCGACUUAAUUCACGCAUUCCUGUCGGUGUCUGACCUGUCGCACAGUGUGGUGUCUCCGACAUCGUUCCGCGUCGAGUACAAACGCGGCCACUCCUCCGCCCGCUCCAGUCCCGCGUCACACUUUCAGCGCAACGUUCGCUUUCACGUCGACCUGCUUCCCCAGGAGACUGAACCCGUCGUCGGCGGUAACCAUUCGCAGGAAGUACACGAGCCGACUAGCUUCGUCCUAACAUUUACGCUCGUCUCGGGCUCGGUACGCCGCUUUAAACGUAUCACCGAGCACAUACAGGGCCUUAUCACAGGUGGCCAUCCGGUGUCCACCGUCGGAGGAGGCGCCGGUCCUUUACACCUCAACCGUGGUAGUAACAACUCAUCUGACCUCAGCGAUAGCUCGUCGUAUACAGACGAGAUUGUUCCUCCUUGCGAUCCCUUAGCCGUGGCGGGUGUUGUUGGCAAUCCCGUUGAGAGCAGUUGUAGCAGCGUUUCGAAGUACACCCUGCCGGUCACCGGUAGUCCAUCAUCUGCGGCUUCGCCACGCCACCUGUCACGCUGCAAGUCCGAUCAAGAACCCGUUGUACAUAUUCCACCGUUCAACAGCCGUCGAUCGAGUUAUAGUUCUAGGGACGAAGUGUGACAGCCCGUGACGGCACUCGUCGCAAACGAUACUAAUCGCAGCAGUAGCGGCAACACUAAGGAUAAUACCGUUGCUAGUCCCAACCAUAGCAGCCUCGGCAGUAGUCGCAGGUUGUCCCUUCAGCAGACGUUGCCACAGGGAGCAAAUCACCAGGAGAAUCAGUCGCCUCAGCCACCGCCGACAUUGCAAGGUCUAUUAGAGGGUUUGAAUCAUCGCUGUCGUCAUCGUCUCGUCCAGCGGCGUGAACACGACCUGCAACAGCGUCAUAAGUACCGCCAAAUUCAUCUGCUGUUUCAUGAAGGCCUUCAUCUAAACCAGAAUCAACGGGGGAAGCAACGGAAAUAGUAGCCGAAAAAAUAUAAACGGCAUCAAAAACUUCACCAUCCGGGGACGAUGUCUUCUUUAACGCUGACUGAUUGAGGUUCCAGACUUCUGGGAGCGCAGUGCCCGCGCAGAGAAAGUCAGAGAUCCAUCACGUAGAUGCCAGGCUGUUAGAAAUAGCUAGUCAGACUAAGGAAAGAAAACGACCUCAGAUCGAACGUUUUGAGAGGUUAGAAAACUGUAGGGAAACGAAAAUGGCGAAAGAUGUGAGCCAACGUCGAUGCAAAAAUUUCAACUGACAUGCGAAGCAAAAAACAACCUGCGCUGACGGGAGAGGGUCAGAGAGCACUCGGAGCCAGAGAAGUCAGGUCGAAGACGAGGUAACGAGAAAAAAUUGAUAGCUUUGUGAAGACCAUUUUCUGAUGCUGAAGAGUGGGCGCUGCGUUUCCUCGUAAACAGAGGUCAUCGAUAAGGCGCAAAAGUUAUAGUGAUUGUAUAACAAUAUGACACGAGGCCUUGAAUGAGAAAAAAAAAGCGUAGAUUGAAGAAAAUAUGUACGUAUAAUGCACACGUCUGAACACUUCGCGUGACGAUGGUUUUUAAGCGGCAAGUGUGAGCGCUAAGUGGGCUGGUAAUAUUUCACCCACAUUCUUACAGACAACAACACUAUUAUGGCCAGCAGCAACAUCAACAAUUGCAAACAAAUGAAACGGAGACUCGCGAAUCAGUGCGUAGAAUCUACACUUCAUUCUAUAAUGGUAAGGUAUUGGCGGUGAAGUUAUGGAAAACGAUAAAGAAAAAUAAAUUAUGAUGCCGCAUUGUAUAUAUAUUGCGCAGAUGCUAAUGGUGUUGUCUCAGUGUCGCAACCUCCCCCUUGCGGCAGGGGGUGGGAGGUUAUGAUGCCUUUUGUUGGGCUCAUUUUGUUUAUAUAAUACUAACAAUAAUCGUAAACAGAACGAAAUAAAUAAGCUACAAGCUGAUGGGGAAGUAUAUAAGGAUUAUUACCGCGAAGAGAAAUACAGACACAUAUCUACAUACUGCAAUUGACUGAUUAAGUAAUUGUUUGAUUGCCUGAUCCAUUCCAUGAUUAAUUUUUAAAGGUUGAUUGUAUCGUACGACGAGUGAGCCGAUUUGCAGCCAUAGCAGAUGACAACAGCUGACAAGGCCGUAAUUAGAUGGCCUUGUGACAGUAGUAGAAAAACACAAGAUUGGGGUAAAGUAAUGAGUGAGUGAUAAACACAUAAAAAAUAUAUAAACUCAAUAACUUAGAAACGCGAUAGACUACUACUGUAUGUCAAAAAGCAGUCAUACACCAAAAUAAACACAAUUGUAUUUAUGUAGAAGGCAGAAAAACAUGAAUAAUAACAACAAUAAUAAUGAAUAUGAUGAUCUCUUUUAGCCUGAUAACGAUUCUUAGCAACCAAACGGAUGAGUAUACAAAUCGAUUAUACGAAUACUAAUGAUAAUAUAAAUAGUUAUAAUUAUAUUAAUCAAGAUAACAACGACAGCAGAAAACGUAACAUGCGAUAUGGAACAAUGACAAUAUAUAAUGCUAAUUAUGAUCCUUUAUGGAAACUAAUAACAGUGAAAAAAUCUUUGUGUAACAAUUGAUGAACGUGACAGGGGUGCCUCAAAUGUCUGGGAGCAGCUCCGGGAUGGGAGCCCGAGGGCAGUGCAUGGAAGGAAUGUAGACCUCAGAUGCUACCAAAAAGAGGUAUUCAAGCGGCGAGAUAUUUCGACACAGAGUGACUAGACACUAAAAGGAAAACAAAGAUGAAAAAGCUGAAGAAUAAUAAAAUAAAAAAAAAAAACGAGAAAUGCUGAUUUUUCAUAAGCGAGCAGGGAAACAAUAUGGAUGGAUGGAUGGAUGGAUGGAUGGAUGGAUGGAUGAAUGGAUUGAAGGCAAAAAGUACAUACAUAGUUAGUAAUGACAGUUUGCGCAACGACGUCCAAAAAUAAGUCCGAUAAGAUUUGUUCACACUACAAGGAAUGGAUAUAUAAAUAUAAUUACAUGAACAUAGUAUAUAUUCAAAGCAGUAUUUCAUGAAAUGACCGUAAAACUAAUAAUGAUAUAAAGAAGAGCAUGUAAGACGGCUUGAACCCAUGAUAAUAUAGAAAUAAUAGUAAUAUUAAUAAUUACAAUAUACGCAAAACGAAAUCGCAAAAAUGAUGAUACGACUAAACGCGGCCUCGUGAUGAAGAUAACACAAUAACGACGCGGACAUGGAAUGGAAAGCGAAGCCCUUGUGCGAAAUAAUUCGUCAGACGGAUAGAUUUAUCAGAAAGCAAAGUACCCACCAUAAAAGUCAUUUUGUUGAAAACAUUAAUACACAUAUAAUUUUUAGGAUGGAGUAACUAUAUAUAAAUAGGACUGGCAGUCGACAACUGUCCCUAAUAUCUGCUAAUGGACGCUGUCCUACAGAAAAAGACAGACGGACGCUAUUGAGUUCAGAAUUCUACGUGUGUCGUAAUUGUUCGCAUGAGAGGUAGAAACGAUAUAAACUAGGAAAGGCUAAGUUCAAUAUUGGACAGAUUCUUUUUUUCUGAGCUCCAGGUAUCCAGAAGUAACUAAGAAACUAAGAAGAAACUAAGAAAAAUAUUUAAGUAAAUGCUAUAAUUAUAUACGAUGAAGCUAAUGGCUAUGCGAGAAAGGCGGUGUAGGGAGUGGGAUGUGAAGGAACAACAGAUUGGAUAGGUAAGCAUUGCCUCAACUAUUGGCACAAAAAAAAAGGAGCGUUAAAAGCGAACGUGUUGCCGGUUCAAUCGACCUAAAGCAUGCAGACUUUUUCGUCGGCAGCAGCAGAAUCAACGGAGUUUUGCUGAGAAUAGGGCAAAAUAAACAAAAGCUGCCAGAGAUACGAAAAUACAAAAAAGAAGUACACAGAGGGGGCGCGCACAGUCUGACAGAGGGCAUGUCAUAAAACUGACAAGUUAUACGAGAGGAAAAAAUGUACUACGUACACGUACGAAGACGACGAUGAGGUGAAAAGUGAAGAUUACUUUGGGCGGUUUUGUGGUCUACCUAUACGAUUUAGAAACACAACGGUAACAUAUAACUACAUUGUACUAACCUUAAUAAUAACGGCAAAAACGGCAGUGAAUCAUUCAGAGAGUAAUAUUAUAAUAAAACAAAUAAUUAAUCCAUCACA
Varroa destructor (honeybee mite) is the source of this 5897-nucleotide messenger RNA. RefSeq names its product serine/threonine kinase SAD-1-like. Gene Ontology annotation, molecular function: protein serine/threonine kinase activity; ATP binding. NCBI's taxonomy places the organism in Eukaryota, Metazoa, Arthropoda, Arachnida, Mesostigmata, Varroidae. Gene Ontology annotation, cellular component: cytoplasm. The record is from RefSeq and is a predicted model, not a curated record. Gene Ontology annotation, biological process: intracellular signal transduction; protein phosphorylation.